Molecule: messenger RNA, 1652 nt
Organism: Lolium rigidum
Lineage: Eukaryota; Viridiplantae; Streptophyta; Magnoliopsida; Poales; Poaceae
Product: scopoletin glucosyltransferase-like
Exons: 1
Coding region: 71-1543 (490 amino acids)
Molecular function (GO): UDP-glycosyltransferase activity
Source: RefSeq, a predicted model, not a curated record
GCCUCACUUCUUGAAAGUCGCGGCUCUGCUUUGCACUCUCCUCCUCCGCACUUUAGACGACCGGCUAGCCAUGGCUGACAACGAUGAGCAGCAGCCACCGCUGCACAUCCUCUUCUUCCCCUACCUGGACCCCGGCCACAUCAUUCCGAUGGCCGACAUGGCCGUGCUCUUCGCCUCGCGCGGCGUCAGGUGCACUAUCAUCACCACGCCCGUCAACGCCACCAGUAUCCGCUCGGCCGUCGAUAAUGCCAACGACGCAUUCCGCGGCACCGACUGCCCACCCAUUGUCAUCUCCGUCGUGCCUUUCCCCGACGUCGGGCUACCGGCCGGUGUCGAGAACGGCACGCACCUUACAGCCCGGGGCGACCGCCACAGGCUCUCUCAAGCGGUGACACAGCUCCGGGAGCCAUUCGACCAGUUCCUGUCUGACCACCACCCCGACGCGGUGGUGUCGGACAGCUUCUACUACUGGUCCGCGGACGCCGCCGCGGAGCACGGUGUACCGCGCGUGGGCUUCCUCGGCACCAGCCUGUUCGCCGGGGCCUGCACCGACAGCAUCCAGCGGUACAACCCGUUGGAGACUGCCCCCGACGACCCCGACGCCCUGGUUUCCCUGCCGGGGCUGCCGCACCAUGUCGAGAUGAGGCGGAGCCAAAUGAGCAGCCCCGGGACCGGGAGGCGUCCGCCGGAAAACUCGACAGUGUCCAAGCGCGUCAACGCUGCGGACGAGAAGAACUUCGGCGAGGUGUUCAAUAGCUUCCACAAGCUGGAGCCGGGCUACGCCGAGCACUACCGGACGACCCUCGGUUGCCGCGCGUGGCUCGUCGGCCCGGUCGCACUCGCCAACAAGGACAUGGCUGGAAGAGGGGCCAGCGUGCUCUCGCCGGACGCGGACAGCAGCCUGCAGUGGCUGGACACCAAGCAGCCUGGCUCCGUGGUGUACGUCUCCUUCGGCUCGAUGGUCAGUUUCUCACCGGCGGAGCUGCACGAGCUCGCUCGCGGCCUCGACCUCUCAGGCAAGAAUUUCAUGUGGGUGGUCGGCAGCGCAGGCCCAAGCUCUUCAGAGUGGAUGCCUCAAGGAUUCGCUGACCUGGUUGCGCCCGGUGGCCGCGGCUUCAUCAUCCGAGGCUGGGCGCCGCAGAUACUCAUCCUCAACCACCCGGCCCUCGGCGGGUUCGUCACGCACUGCGGUUGGAACUCCACCCUGGAGUCCGUGAGUGCGGGUGUUCCGAUGGUCACCUGGCCACGGUUCGCAGAUCAGUUCUACAACGAGAAGCUCGUGGUGGAGGUACUCAAGGUGGGUGUCAGCAUCGGUGCGAAGCACUUCAGAUCGGCGACCCACCAGGUGAUCAGCGGUGAGGUAAUCGCUGAAUCCAUCGAGAAAUUGAUGGAUAACAGCGAGAUACAGAAGAUGGCUAAAGAUCUUGGUGUCGAGGCAAGGAGGGCAGUAGAGAACGGCGGAUCUUCCUACAACGAUGUUGGAAGGCUGAUGGACGAGUUGAUGGCGCGACGGAGCGGUGUGAAGGUUGGAGAAGACAAGUAAUGGACUUUGAUCCAUGGCACGCUUAGUGCCAGCUCUGUAUUUUAUGUAUCUCUAAGGCUUUAAUAUAUAUAUGUACCUAUCUCUAGAUAUAUAGAGAUAUAUGAGUUUA